AGCGCCAUUUUAAAAAAUAUUUUUGUGCGGAGCGGAAUUCGAUUUAAAAUUUUCAAAUUUUCCGGUGUUGGCGGCUCUUAACCGACAAGAUCCUGCAUGUGUGCAUUUUAGCUGAAACCGAAAACCGAAACCAGCGCAUUGGUGGUUGCUACCCGUCUCACUCUCUCUCUCCGCGUGUGCAUGUGUGUGCGUGUGCCAGGAAAAGUGUGAAGCAGAAGAAAGCAAAGCGCAGCUCUAAUUAAGAAAAACCCAAGAUCGAGAUAAAAGCGAGAAUCAAAUCAUAAAAAUGGCAAGCGAAGUGGCCCAAAUACCCGCCGAGGAAACGCCCGCAGUGGCGGCGGCAACAGAGAGCUCCGCCGAGCAGGCGGAAAAGCCAGCCGCUCCCGCUGGCGAUGCUGCCGCUGCAGCCGCCCCCGCAGCAGCCCCGGCUGAAAAGAAGGAGGGCGGAGAGGCGGAGGACAAGAAGGAGGACGGAAAGCCGGAAAAUGCAGCUGCCGACGGCGAGGCAAAGAAGGAUGAGGCGGCCGCUGCACCGGUGGCGGCGGCCAAAACGGAUGCCCCGCCCGCCCAGAAGUUCAAUGUGCACAAGACCAACUUCGAGAAGGACAUCAUCUAUCUGUACCAGUUCUCGCGCACCCCGCUGCUGCCCUCGCUCUCGCCCUACUGCCUUAAGGUGGAGACCUGGCUGCGUCUCGUGGGCCUGAAAUACGAGAAUGUCGAUCAUAAGAUGCGUUUCCGCUCCAAGAAGGGUCAGCUGCCGUUCAUUGAGCUAAAUGGCGAGGAAAUCGCCGACUCUGCCAUCAUUAUCAAGGAGCUGUCGUCCAAGUACGAGAAGAAUCUGGAUUCGGGACUCACCGCCGAGCAGAGGAAUGUGUCGUACGCCACGAUUGCCAUGCUGGAGAAUCAUCUCAUCUGGAUUAUCUUCUACUGGCGCGCCAAGUAUCCGGACAAUGUGCUCAAGGGAUACAAGGUCAACUUGCAGCAUGCCCUCGGCCUGCGGCUGCCCAACUCCAUUCUGAACUUCUUCUUCAAGAUUACGUUCGGUCGCAAGUGGUUCCAGGGCACAAAGAAGCUGAAGGCGCACGGUAUUGGCGUCCACAGCGCCGAGGAGAUCGAAGAGUUCGGCAAGAAUGAUCUGAAGGUGCUCAGCGAGAUGCUCGACUGCAAGCCGUUCUUCUUUGGCGAUGAACCCACCACCCUGGAUGUGGUGGCCUUUGCAGUGCUGUCGCAGCUCCACUAUCUGUCCAAGGACAUUACGUAUCCGCUGCGCGACUACAUGACCGAGAAGUGCCCCAACUUGAUUGGCCAUGUUUCUCGCAUGAAGGACAAGUGCUUCCCCGACUGGGAUGAGAUCUGCACGAAGCUGGACCUUAACGCGCACAUUCCCAAGCCAGAGCCCGAGACCAAGGAGGGCAAGGAGGGCGGCGAGCAGGAGAAAUCAAACGAACAGGAAGGCACCGAAGGCGACAAGAUCGAGAAGGAGUUGGAGAAGGACAAGUCGAACGAGAAGGAGUCGACCGAGGAGAACAAAGAGAAGGAGGAAACAAAGUAAAUUCGCCGUUAGUUAUAUGCGUACAUAUAUCUAGUAUAUAUGUGUAUGGAUCGAGAAAACACAAGAAAGCAACACCCCACAUACACACACAUUAUAUAUAUAUACAUAUGUAGUACUAUACUAUAUAGUAAGGCCCUAUAUAGCUAGGCGCUGCGCUCUCAUAUAUAAGCAUUCAGACAUCAGAAAACCACUCGAAAAAAAGAACACCCAUUUACAAAAACCUAGGACAACUGUGUAAAGCAAAAGCAGGCAAAAAACAAAAACCAUCAGCAAAGAGAACGAUCCACUAAGUAAUGAAAAACAAAAAGAAACAAAAACAAAAAAGUAUAUACAAUAACGUAACGUAAAACUUUGGACAUCUUUUUUUAUAUAUAUACACGACGACGUUUGUAUUACAAGAACAAGAAACAAAAAACAAACAACAAGAAAAAAUUCAACAAAAAAACGAAAAAAAAACCGUAAAAACCAUUUAGUAUAAAAUUAUAAAAGUUUAUACGUAUAAAUAUUAAGAAGAAAGAGAUGAAUGCGAAGAGCAAGGGGGAGAAAUUAUAAAAAAUUAGUUAAAGAACUCGAAUAAAGAAAGAAAAAACAAAGAAAAGUGAGAAAAUGUGAGUAAAAAAAAAGAAGAGUGAAGCCAGCGAUAUAGGAGGGAUGGCAAGGACAGGAAAGGAAGGUGUAGAGAACAGCAUACAAUACGCAUUAAUCAUUAGUUUUCAUUCAAAACGCGAUCUAUAUAAUACACACUCAUCCACACUCACAACACACACUCACUCACACACAUAUAGCAUAUGCAGCAACAAUUGCAAACUCGAUGGUAUUGUUUACUCUUCCAAAAUUGAUUAAGCUUAAAGUAACGAAAAAGGAUCCGCAGCCAGUACGCUAUAUAUAGGAGGAUACGAUAUGAUAUGAUAUGAUAUAUACAGUGAUGUCGCUGUAGUAGGGAUGACAUGCAAUGGGAAUGGUAUAGGAAUGAUAUAUAACGGAAUGACGGCAAUUAAGUUUAUUUUUUAUAUAUAUAUGAUUGCAAAUAGUAAUUUUUGAUUCUCGUGUGCAAAUAAUUAAACAAAAAACGGAUAAAAUUUAUUACUUAUAAUUAUAAACAUAAAUCUUAUAUACGCGCCCCCAUUAUGCAUAAAGAUGUGUAUAAAAUAACAAACGAAACGAAACAAAACAUAAGAAAUAUGUAUGUUGGCUCUUUUAUUAUAUUAUAUAUAUUAUUUCUAUAUAAAUAUUAUUGUAAUUGUGUACUGUGUAUUAUGAUUUUUUUGCUACUAAAAAUCACGUUUUCGUAUGAGAUGCUCAGAGCUUUAUCGAUGUUUCAACACACACACAUAAUAAACAAUCAAACGCAUUCGAACCAAAAAUGAAUCUUUAAAAAUACUCGGCAACACAUACGAAAGAUACAAGAUACGAACAAAAUUAUUUGUAAUUUUUUUUAUACGAAUUUGUAACUAUUUUUUGUAUAUUCCCCUUUUUUUGGUACGUCCACCGAACAAAAUUAUAUUAUGUACGCCUCAUUUAUUUUUGUCUACUGUCUUCUGUGUUUUAUACGAUUUAUUUUUAAUGAUAUUGAUUAUGCAAAUAUAUAUAUAAAUAUAAACAUAA
Molecule: messenger RNA, 3157 nt
Organism: Drosophila kikkawai
Lineage: Eukaryota; Metazoa; Arthropoda; Insecta; Diptera; Drosophilidae
Gene: fax
Product: failed axon connections
Cellular component (GO): cytoplasm
Source: RefSeq, a predicted model, not a curated record